AUGCAGCAUAAAUCCCUGACCUCGCUGAAUAUUUGUCAGGUGGCAUCAACGCCAAGAACUGCUCGAAUCCUGAUCAGACCUGACCGCAGAGGCCUUGAGGGCGAAGGGCAGGAAGGAUGUGGGUCGGUGUCUUCAAGGGUAGAUGUCCCGACACUGGAGGGGACAGAGUCUGAGGAGCAGAUGCCUGGUGUGGCCAUGGACUCUCAGAGCCAAGGGGAUGUGAUGAGCACUGAGAAGGGCAGACUUCCCACCCCAUCUUGGGUUUUUCUGUUGCAGUUUCGUAGAGAACCUAAGCCUGGAGACCUGAUUGAGAUUUUCCACAUUGGCUAUGAGCACUGGGCCAUCUAUGUGGGAGACGGUUAUGUGAUCCAUCUGGUUCCUCCAGGUGACCUGGGGACCAGAUCCACCAUCGUCUGCUCCAUUCCGAGCAGCAAGGCGGUGGUGAAGCAGGAGCUCCUGAAGGACGUGGUGGGGAAUUGCUUCUAUAGGAUCAACAACCACUUAGACCAUGAGUACCGACCAGAGCCUGUGAACAAGAUCAUCAGAUCUGCCAAGGAGAAGAUUGGUGAGAGGAUGGAGUACAGUCUUCUGGAAAAUAACUGUGAGCAUUUUGUCACCAAUCUGAGAUACGGUUGGCCCCACAGCAAGCAGGUAGAAGACGCCCUGACGGGAGGAAAGAUUACCAUAGCAUUAGGGGUUCUAAAUCUUAUUGGCUUGGUGCUUGUGGGAACACACAUCCAAAUCCAGUGACACCAGAAGGAGCCCCAAAUCCUGCAGCUGCAAAGACCAGUGAAGACACCCCACGGCUCCUCUGUCUAUCGGACCCUCAACUUCUGACAACCCGUCAUUCUGUCUCUUUCCCUCUCUCACUGGCUGAAGGAUAGGCUAAUUGUGCCUUUCUUUCCUUUCCUUUCCCUCUGCCCCUUUCCCCCAUCAGCAUGCUCUCUCUCUUUCUAAAAAAUUAAAAUAAAAUAAAAUAUACUGGACCAAGCUCCUACUUUCUAGACUGACUUCCAUGAACCAGAUUCCACUGAAAUGUAAAAUAUAUACAUACUUAAUAAAAGCAGACUUUAUUUUCA
This is a messenger RNA of Suricata suricatta (meerkat), 1079 nucleotides long. Its product is annotated as phospholipase A and acyltransferase 4-like. NCBI's taxonomy places the organism in Eukaryota, Metazoa, Chordata, Mammalia, Carnivora, Herpestidae. The transcript is spliced from 5 exons. Bases 1 to 750 code for a protein of 249 amino acids. Gene Ontology annotation, cellular component: cytoplasm. The record is from RefSeq and is a predicted model, not a curated record. Gene Ontology annotation, biological process: N-acylphosphatidylethanolamine metabolic process. Gene Ontology annotation, molecular function: A2-type glycerophospholipase activity; glycerophospholipid phospholipase A1 activity.